Molecule: messenger RNA, 1558 nt
Organism: Engraulis encrasicolus (European anchovy)
Lineage: Eukaryota; Metazoa; Chordata; Actinopteri; Clupeiformes; Engraulidae
Gene: fgf23
Product: fibroblast growth factor 23
Exons: 3
Coding region: 214-990 (258 amino acids)
Biological process (GO): positive regulation of gene expression; fibroblast growth factor receptor signaling pathway; positive regulation of protein phosphorylation
Cellular component (GO): cytoplasm
Molecular function (GO): growth factor activity; type 1 fibroblast growth factor receptor binding
Source: RefSeq, a predicted model, not a curated record
UGUCUAUCACAGUCAUCCUAACAUCUACUUGCUGGGGGCGAGCAUUGCGUAAAAGAUGGGAAGGCGAGGAGUGGCGACCGGAGGCCUUUAAAUACAGGCACACCAAACUUUGAGGACCAUCAGAGAUUCGGGCACUGAGUCUUCAGCAUCUCUCUGAGAGAGGAAUCACCAUCCACGGGCUACAAGGUUCCCCUGCAUACGGCACUUACAGAAAUGAUGCGCAGCAGCAGACCGUCCUCCGCGCUGAACCAGUAUUCCUCCUUCCUCGCCCUCUGCCUGGCCGCGAUGCAUGGGCUCCCACCUGUGGACUGCGCCCCGAACCCUUCACCUCUUCUGGGCUCCAACUGGGGCAACCCGAGGAGAUACAUCCACCUGCAGACCACCACAGACAUGAAUAACUUCUAUCUGGAGAUCAGUUUGAGCGGACAAGUGCGAAAAAGUACAAGCAGAGGUUCUUACAGUGUAAUUUUGUUAAAGGCUCAAACGAGGCAGAGUGUGGCCAUCCUUGGAGUGAAAAGUAACCGUUACUUGUGCAUGGACCUGGAGGGGAACCUUUUUAGUUCUCACAUCUGCAACGAGGAGGACUGUCUCUUCAAUCAUGAACUUCUAGAGAACCGCUACGAUGUAUAUUAUUCAACCAGAAAUGGCAUGCUCGUCAACCUAGACCGGGCCAAGCAGGUAUAUAUCGCCGGACAAAACCUGCCUUCUUCUGCGCUCUUCCUGCCAGAAACCAACACCAUCCCUCUGGAGCGCCUGCUGCACAGAGGAAAGAGGAACAGACCGACCAACCCUGAUGACCCAUACAACACAAAUAUUGAGGCAUCGGACUCUCGCGCCUUGCCAGAGGAACCGGAUCAAGAACCGGAGCCAGAGCUGGAAGCUGGACACGUCUCAAGGGAGAAUCCUCUCUCCCCAAACGAUGACGACCCAUGGAACACACAGACCAAAUCAGUGAUUGCUAGCCCUCGAGGUGAAAUGAUAAUGGGGUAAAACAAUUAGCUUGCAGGUGGGGUCGGCAGAACCAGCGGACAAAGAACUUCUGUAUCAAGUGACCAAAGACAGACCCCGUGAUUGUCAUCUUUGAAACCAUUCCGGUCCUUAGUUUACUCUCGCACUUUUGCGCGCUGACAAUACGCGCCGAUUUGUCCACAGACUCGAAACUUUUGGCGAACUUUCACAUUCCUUUUUAACAUGUAGAAGAAUAUGUUCAAUAUUUAUUGUGCUGUGACGUUACGGAACUUUUAUUUUGAAUGACAUAUAAUACAGUGUAACUGAAGGCUUUAAAUUGGGUGUUCUGACAAUGCUCUUUACGUCAAGCUUUCGGGAGAAAAAUGGCACUUUGUUCAUUCGCCACUCAACUUAACAUAACGCUCUUGGUGCUGGACACCUGCAACCAACCCAAGGACAAUAUCCAAGUAUUUAUUUAUUUAAAUGCGUUCAUUCCUUUUUAUUUAUCGUAUUUAUAAGGAUGCUGUCUGUAAUACAAGUACAAACCUAACUGAUGUCUUGUUGAAUGGUUGUAUAGAGGUUUUACCGCUGUGUGUGUGUGUGUGUGUGU